ACACGCUCUGACCAACUGAGCUACUCCAGCACAUUUGAACAAGCGUGAAUGGCUAUGGAAAAAGAAGAAGUAGGGCGCAUUGUUGGUUAUGGCGACAAACUCUCGCCAUGCUCGCUCCAUCAUCUUCCCUGUAGCAUCGCGCACAACGGGCCAGCUAAUGUCUCGGCGUAUUUCGGCAGCAAGAGCACUGGCGCGAAGGCGGAUGGAAUGGAGAUCCAGGAAGCAGCAUUUCGGGGCAGGAGGCUGCUGGGAUCGACGCUGCCGCUGCCGCAAAACCACCGAGGAUUUGUUCUUGAGAAAGCUCCAAGCAACCCUGAUGAUCCAGACGAGUGGGUUGUGAGAUCGGAGUUUCGCGAGAUCACGUACUGGAACCACGAUACCAUGCCAUCGUUUUGCGAUUCUCUGCCUCGCUGCAUCGAUUGGCUCAACAUUUCUGCGUCGGUAAAAUCCACAAGCCCGUCACCGCUGAUCAAGUUGCGAGUGUUCUUCCAAUCGAAGAAGAAGCGAUGGCUGGCAAAAGAAAAUCCGAAGUCUAGUAGCGCAGCAUAAAAAAUCUUCUUCGUUUCAUCGUUCUUUCAAUCACCAUGUCAUGCCAGGAACUCAUCACAAGUUCUUUCUUAGAGAUAGAUCCCUGGAACGGCCCACGAGGAUGAAUCAAACGUCAGGAUUUUCAAA
Messenger RNA from Selaginella moellendorffii, 675 nucleotides. RefSeq lists its product as uncharacterized. The transcript has 5 exons. Gene Ontology annotation, cellular component: ribonuclease H2 complex. The record is from RefSeq and is a predicted model, not a curated record. NCBI's taxonomy places the organism in Eukaryota, Viridiplantae, Streptophyta, Lycopodiopsida, Selaginellales, Selaginellaceae. The coding region runs from base 49 to 549 and encodes 166 amino acids. Gene Ontology annotation, biological process: RNA catabolic process.